AUGGCCGAGAAACCCUCAGUCCUGAUUAUCGGGGGGCUGGGCUACAUCGGCCGCUUCCUGGCCCUCUACAUCCACGAGAACAACCUCGCAUCAGACGUUCGCGUUGUUGACAAGGCCCUGCCCCAACUAGCAUGGCUUGCCCCGGAGUUCCAAGACGCCUGCGCCGGCAGCAAGUUCAUGCAGGCGGAUGCAAGCAGAGAACAAGCCCUAUCAAAGAUAUUCGACCGCCCCGACGGUAAACAGUGGGACUACGUCUUCAAUUGCGGUGGUGAAACGAGAUAUUCGCAAGAGGAUGAGGUUUACAAGCUGCGCUCCCUUGGCCUCUCGCUCGCCGUCGGCAAGGAGGCCGCCAAACGCAAGGUCAAGGCCUUUGUCGAGCUCAGCACUGGCAUGGUUUACAAGCCCGACUCUUCUCCGAGCAAGGAGGGCGAUAAGCUGAAGCCCUGGAGCAAGAUCGCAGUCUACAAACUGCAGGCUGAGGAGGAGCUGGCAAAGAUUGACGGCUUGAACCUCAUUAUCGUCAGGUUAGCACACGUUUACGGCCCCUACGCUUCGCAAUGGGUCGCUACGGCGCUGUGCAUGGCUCGUGUCUACCAGUACCUCGAGAGUGAAAUGAAGUGGCUGUGGGACAAGGGCCUCCGGACGAACACGGUACAUAUUUCAGAUGCUGUGCGAGCGCUAUGGGACAUCACAACGUGGUACGACUCUGGUAAGAACAAAUGGGACGAUAAGUCCAUGGGCAAGGUGCCAACCUUCAAUGUCGUCGAUAAGGGUGUCACCACACAGGGCGUCAUGGCCGAGAUCAUCGGCGACGUCUUCAAGAUCGAGACGGGUUUCCAAGGACAGCUAAUCAGCACCUUUGCGCGUCUCAAUAUGGACAGCGUCGUCGACGACGUCAACGACGAACUCAUGGGCCCCUGGGCUGAGCUGCUCGAGAAGGCGGGUAUCGCACGGCCGGGACCCCUGACACCAUUCAUGGAGAAGGAGUUGCUCAAGGACACGGAUUUGAGUAUGGACGGCAACCGCCUGGAACAGGUGAUCGGCUUCCAGUACGAAAAGCCAAAACUGACCAAGGAGCUGAUCGAGGAGGUGAUUGAGAGCUAUAAAAAGAUGAACUGGUGGCCGUGA
Messenger RNA from Colletotrichum truncatum, 1128 nucleotides. RefSeq names its product nad dependent epimerase dehydratase family protein. The record is from RefSeq and is a predicted model, not a curated record. NCBI's taxonomy places the organism in Eukaryota, Fungi, Ascomycota, Sordariomycetes, Glomerellales, Glomerellaceae.